This is a messenger RNA of Impatiens glandulifera, 1267 nucleotides long. Its product is annotated as protein BASIC PENTACYSTEINE6-like. The transcript has 3 exons. Gene Ontology annotation, biological process: response to ethylene. Gene Ontology annotation, molecular function: sequence-specific DNA binding; DNA-binding transcription factor activity. The record is from RefSeq and is a predicted model, not a curated record. Gene Ontology annotation, cellular component: nucleus. Bases 287 to 1120 code for a protein of 277 amino acids. NCBI's taxonomy places the organism in Eukaryota, Viridiplantae, Streptophyta, Magnoliopsida, Ericales, Balsaminaceae.
AUAAUCAAAAAAUUUCUUUCAAUAUCUUCUUUCUCUCUCUACUCUUCAAUGGCUGACUGAUCUUGAUUAAGUUUUGUAUCAUUAAUAUGAAUCAAACCCACCCAGUAAAGUGAAAUCCAAUUUUACUUUGAGUUCAUAAAUGGGUACUAAUCAGAUUUUUCAAUAGUCAAUUUGGGGCUUUUGAUUAUCACUUUCUCUCUCUAGAAAGGCCAUGUUUCUUAGAGGUUUGUAAAGCUAUCAUCAACAAAAAAAACAUCAAUCUUAAUUGAUUCAAGCUUGGGUUAAGAUGGAUGAUAAUGCACAUAGAGAAAAUGGAAGGCCGAAACAGUUACCAAAUCAGUGGUUGAUGCAGCAUCAGCCAUCAAUGAAACAAAUAAUGGCAAUCAUGGCUGAAAGAGACGCAGCCAUUCAAGAGAGAAACCUAGCUCUAUCCGAGAAGAAAAUCGCGUUAACCGAACGUGACAUGGCUAUCCUACAAAGAGAUUCAUCGAUUGCCGAGCGCAACAACGCGAUCAUGGAACGCGACAACGCGAUCGCAGCUCUUCACUACCGCGAAACCAAUCCAACCGUAAAACACAAUCCCCAUCAUCAUCAUCAUCGCCAACAGAUCGAACAACAAUACGAGGAACCGCCUAAAGAAGAAGAACCGCCGACUUCUAAACCUAGAGGAAACAAUAAACGAGCAAAGGACAUCUCCACAGCCGAUCAACCAAACAAGAAACCAAAACCAAAACCAAAACCAUCGUCGCGAAAGGUGAAGACAGUUUUCGCUAACAAACCGGAUUGGAAGGAACAGGAUUUGGGAUUGAACCAGGUCCCGUAUGACGAUACGACUAUGUCUGUCCCUGGUUGUUCUUGUACGGGAGUAUUAAGGCCUUGUUAUAAGUGGGGAAGUGGAGGAUGGCAAUCUUCGUGUUGUACAAUGACAAUGUCUAUGUAUCCAUUGCCAAAUGUGCCAAACAAGAGGCAUGCUCGAGUGGGCGGUCGUAAGAUGAGCGGUAGUGUUUUCUCGAAGUUGCUUAGUCGGCUUGCAGCCGAAGGAUUUGAUUUGUCGAAUCCCGUUGAUUUGAAGGAACAUUGGGCUAAGCAUGGGACUAAUCGAUAUAUUACUAUAAAGUAGGGGAAAAACAGACAAAUAAGGUUGUUUUUUCGAUGGUGGGUGGAUGGAGGAAGAGUAAACUUCCUCCAACUAUUAAUAUACUUUGUUUGUUUCGUAUUUAUGUGACAUUGUAUUCUUACUUAGUUUUAAUGAUAUUUUUUUUUGUUA